GGAACAGCUAGCCCCGGUGUUUCUACAACUCAGUGGCCCAUUUCAGGGGGGAGUAACAACCUGGCUACCGUGGAUAUAGUUGUGCUCGUACUUUACUUUCUGUUGGUGCUGGCAGUUGGUUUCUGGUCUAUGUGGAGGACAAAACGCAGCACCGUAGAUGGAUACUUUUUAGCUGGGAAAAGUAUGACCUGGUGGCCAGUGGGGGCUUCACUGUUUGCCAGCAACAUUGGUAGUGGACACUUCAUUGGUCUGGCAGGUUCAGGAGCUGCUGCAGGGAUUGGGGCAAUUGCAUAUGAGUGGAAUGGGAUUCUGAUGGUGCUUCUGCUGGGAUGGCUCUUCCUGCCCAUUUAUAUUUCCUCUGGGGUGACAACCAUGCCUGAAUACUUGCAGAGACGCUUUGGUGGAAGAAGAACGCAGUUAUUCAUAGCCGUCUUGUCCUUAUUUAUUUACAUCUUCACAAAAAUAUCGGUGGACAUGUAUGCAGGUGCACUGUUCAUUCAGCUCGCCUUACAAAUUAACAUCUACCUGGCCAUAGUGCUGCUCCUCUCAAUCACUGCUCUCUACACUGUAGCAGGUGGUCUUGCUGCAGUCAUCUAUACUGAUGCAGCUCAGACCGCUAUCAUGCUGGCAGGAGCUCUCACCCUCAUGGGCUUCAGCUUUGCUGAAGUUGGAGGAUGGAAUGCUCUGAUGGAGGGUUACGGCAAUGCCAUUCCCUCGAUACGAGUUCCCAACUCGACCUGUGGCAUACCUCGAGACGAUGCCUUCCAUAUUUUCAGAGACCCGGUGAAUUCUGACUUGCCUUGGCCCGGUGUUAUUAUUGGCAUGUCAGUCCCCUCUAUGUGGUACUGGUGCUCUGAUCAGGUGAUUGUGCAGCGCUCUCUGGCUGCCAAGAACCUGACCCAUGCAAAAGGUGGCUCCCUGUUGGCUGCGUACCUUAAGAUCCUACCUUUCUUUGCCAUCAUGCUUCCCGGCAUGAUCAGCCGGAUUCUCUACACAGACGAAGUGGCGUGUGCAGACCCAGAUUUGUGCAAAGAGAUUUGUGGUAACUCGGUGGGUUGUUCAGACAUUGCCUACGCCAAACUGGUCAUGGAGUUGCUGCCUGUUGGACUGCGGGGUCUAAUGAUGGCCGUGAUGAUUGCCGCUCUCAUGUCAUCCAUGACGUCCAUCUUCAAUAGUGCCAGCACCAUUUUUACCAUGGACUUAUGGAGGACUUUCAGAACCCGUUCCUCUGAAUGGGAACUCAUGAUUGUGGGCAGAGUGUUUGUGCUGGUGUUGGUGGUUGUGUCGGUGCUGUGGAUUCCAGUCGUCCAGGCCAGUCAGGGUGGCCAGCUCUUCAUCUACAUCCAGUCCAUCAGCACCUACCUGCAGCCACCUGUGUCCAUUAUCUUCCUCAUGGGAUGCUUCUGGAAGAGGGCCAAUGAGAAGGGUGCAUUCUGGGGGCUCGCUAUUGGCCUCACAAUAGGUUGCAUACGCAUGUUGCUGGACUUCAUUUACCCUGCUCCCCUGUGCUAUGAAGAGGAUGAUAGACCUGCAGUCCUGAAAUAUGUACAUUACCUGUACUUCUCCAUGUUGCUGUCUUUCAUCACCCUUAUUGUGGUGGUUGUAGUCAGCCUGGCAACCGAGGAGCCUGCUCCAGAGCAGAUAAGCCGUCUUACGUGGUUUACACGGUUUGACCCGGUGAACCUUAAACCGGAGCAAAGAAGCACAAACCUGGAAGUGAUUACAACUCAAAGGAGUGAGACGAGCAACAACGGACAAGCAUGUCAUCAAAGUAGUGACUCUUUAUCCAGCACUCACAGUCAUUCCAGAUGUGUUACUGUCCUCUACUGGCUCUGUGGAAUGGAAAGACGGAGGGAGGACGCCAGCGAGCCUGAGCCUGCUCCUGUACCUGAGCAGGCAAUCUGUUCUUUGGAAGAAAAGACGAGUCUACGACGAGUGGUGGACGUUAAUCUCAUCAUUUGUCUCUCAGCGACUGCCUUCAUCAUUGGUUACUGGGCUUGA
Messenger RNA from Menidia menidia (Atlantic silverside), 2001 nucleotides. Lineage: Eukaryota; Metazoa; Chordata; Actinopteri; Atheriniformes; Atherinopsidae. The record is from the annotation of a GenBank genome assembly.